Conger conger (European conger) is the source of this 5340-nucleotide messenger RNA. RefSeq names its product GTPase IMAP family member 8-like. The coding region runs from base 482 to 3352 and encodes 956 amino acids. Gene Ontology annotation, molecular function: GTP binding. The transcript is spliced from 9 exons. The record is from RefSeq and is a predicted model, not a curated record. Lineage: Eukaryota; Metazoa; Chordata; Actinopteri; Anguilliformes; Congridae.
AUAAGCAGGAACGUGAGACAUUACUGCUCUGUGCAAGACCACUCUUGUGACACCAUUUUGCGGACAGGGACUAAAUGCUUUGUUUUUGUUGUGGCUCAUUUUCAUAAUAACCAGGCACCGUGUACGUCUUACCGACUGGAUUUCCUGUGAAAAUAAAGUGCUAGUGCUCCUCCUUGUUGCUAAUCUGCAGUCUCAUCGUGGCAGGGCUUGAUCUGGGAGAGGGGACAGGAGCAACCACAAACACAAGGUGUUGUCAAACCUGUUCCCUGUCUUGCAUGGGCUGGUGUUCGAAAGAGAGGAGCAUUGUUUGUUUUCUUCAGAGAGAGAACUGAACACAGAUUCUGCCACUGGAGAAAAUCCAAAGGCACACACAUCAACUUCUUUACAUCUGAGUGCUCAUUUUAUAUCAGCCGAUUUAAAAAAAGAACAACAUUUCAGGCAGAAUCAAGACUGACAAGACAACACGAGAAGACAGGACUAAAUGGCGUCUGAGGGGUUCUUACUGGAGGAUGAUGAGUGCCGGAUCAUCCUGCUGGGAGGAAGAUGGGGCGGGAAGAGUUCUGCAGGAAACACGAUCCUGGGAGAACACCGGUUUGAUUCCGGAAGACAAAGAACAGCAACGAGCGACAACCGCCAUGGAACAGUGUCCGGCAGGAAGCUGGUCGUGGUCGAUACGCCCGGAUGGAAAGGUUAUUUGUCUUUGAGGGAAACCACAGCGUCGGAUAAAGAACAGAUCAAGCAAAGUGUAUGUAAAUGCCUUCCUGGACCCCACGCAUUCCUCCUGGUCAUUCCGCUGGAUUCAGGUUUUGACGAGGAACACAAGAGAUCACUGGUAGACCACCUGAUGCUUCUCGGUGAUAGAGUCUGGAAAUACUCCAUGGUGCUGUUCACCUGUGGGGACUGGCUGAGAGAAAAAACCAUCGAGGAGCACAUCAAGGCGGAGGGUGCUUCUCUACAGUGGCUGAUAGAGAAAUGCAGAAAUAGAUUCCAUGUUCUCUCCAAUAAGAAGAAAGAAGAUCCCACUCAGGUCACACAGUUGCUGGAGAAGAUAGACGAGAUGGUGGCAGGAAACGAUGGCGGCCAUUUUGAAGUUGAUGAACGCACUCAUCAGACAAUGUUGAAAAAGAAUAGGGAGGUUAAAGCAAAAGCAGAGGAGAGGAAGUUGGAGACGGACAGACGCAGAGAGCAGCUGAGGGGACUCGUCCAGGGGCGAGAGCAGCCCCCAGAACUCAGGGUGGUCCUGCUGGGGAGCAGAAAUGCUGGAAAGAGUGCGUCUGGAAACACAAUCCUGGACCGCAAGGAGUUUGACUCUAAGAAAGGGACGUCAAAGUCUGUGGAGAAACAUGUCCAUGUUGAAGGGACAGCCAUAACCAUAGUCGACACGCCGGGCUGGUGGAAAAGCUUCUCUGUCCGCGACACAACCAAGCAUGGGAAGCAGGAAUUGAAACGGAGUGUGUCUCUGUGUCGGCCAGGACCCCACGUCUUCCUACUGGUCAUCGACUCGGACGUAGCGUUCACAGAGAGGCAUGGAGAAGCCGUAGAGGAACACCUUCAGCUCAUCGGCGGGCCUGUCUGGCGCCACACCAUGAUUUUAUUCUCCCGGGCUGAUUGGCUAGGAGCCAAAUCCAUCGAGCAGCACAUAGAGGGGGAAGGGAAGGCUCUUCAGGGGCUAGUGGAGAAGUGCGGGAACAGGUACCACGCUCUCGAUAACAAGAACAAGGACAACAAGGCCCAGGUGUCAGAGCUGCUCCAGAAGAUCAAGGAGAUGGUGGCGGGAAAUGGCGGGAGCUUCCAUGCGGUGGACGAGAAGGCUCUGCAGUCCAUAGAGGAGGGCAGGAAGGAGGUGGAAGAGAACGCCAAGAAGAGGACAACAAAAGUCAAAGAACAGAGGAAGAGAUCCCAAGGGACAAACUAUUACCUUCCUGAGAUGAGGGUGGUCCUGAUGGGGCAGAAGUCAUCGGGGAAGAACGCGUCGGGGACCACCAUCCUGGGCCGAGAGGAGUUCCCCACCACUGAGUCCGUGCACUGUGAGGAGAAGGUGGGCUGGGUUUUAGGGAGACGGCUCACAGUCAUAAACACCCCAGGCUGGUGCGAUAAUCCGGCACAGUGCACCUUGGAGCAGGAUAAAGAGAUCAUGAAGGGACUGUCUCUCUGCCCCCCGGGACCCCAUGCCCUCCUGCUGGUCAUCCCCGUUGACGUGGCCUACACAGAGAGACACCAGAGGGCGCUGCAGGAUCAUCUGCGUUGUCUCGGGGAGGAGGUGUGGAGGCACACCAUCGUGCUGUUCACCUACGGGGACAGGCUGGGCACGACGGCCUUGGAGGAGCACAUCGAGCGGGAGGGCUGGCCCCUCCAGUGGGUGGUGGAGAAGUGCGGCAACAGGUACCACCUCUUUGACAACAAGAGCAGCGGCACCAGCAAUCAGGUGGCUGAGCUGCUGGAGAACAUAGAGGCGAUGGUGGCAGGAAAUGACGAGGAGCAGUUCUCCCCUGACAUGCGUCAGGUCCACUGUGAGGUGGAGAACACGUUCAAGAGGAAGGCGACUGAGGAAAUGAAGGUUUCCUUCAGGGAGGAAAUGAACAGAAGGGAACAAGAAUUUGAGGAGGAAUGGAGCAGGAGGGAGAAAGAACUCAUUGAGAAGUUCGAAGAGACACUGAGGGCAACGCUUGAGAAAGACACAGGCAAACGUAAACACCCAGCUUGCAGGUUGCAGACCCUGAGUUCAAAGGAAGGCAAAGUUCGGAAGGAGCAGAGACAAAAACAGGAGAUUACAAAAAUAAUCGAAGAUGUGACGGCAGAACUGGGCAAAAGGAAUUGGCAGGACCAGCAGACACCCCAGAUGAAGACCAGCCAGGACAACAAACCCCCACAAUUGGGCAAAGGGAAGGUCUCUCAGAACAGCAGCUCAGACUUCCGUUUCCGGAUGUGGACCAGCAUUGAUCUUUACCCACCCAGCAUAGGUGGCAGCACUGGGCACAUGCAGACAGAGAACAGUGCAGACAGGCAGCAUGCCCUGAGGAGGAUGUCUUGGCCGUUCUCCACCUCUUCAGCCACCUCAGUGGGCGGAGGGAAGGUCUCUCAGAACAGCAGCUCAGACUUCCGUUGCCGGAUGAGGACCAGCAUUGAUCUUUACCCACCCAGCAUAGGUGGCAGCACUGGGCACCUGCAGACAGAGAACAGUACAGACAGGCUGCAUGCCCUGAGGAGGAGGAAGAUGUGGUCGCCCUUCAUCUCUUCAGCCACAUCGAUUGGACAAGAUUCUGGAAUUCAUUCCAGAUUGGGUUCCUUCAGCACCUCCGAGUGCCAGGCCGAGAGAGACGCAUCACUUCCUCCCGGGACAGGAAGCAGGUAGCCAAGGCGGGACACCCAGCACGCGCCUCUCUCCAAAGGGGCGGGGCAGCUGGGGCAGUGCUUCUCAUUCUGCCCUUUAGGGAGCCUGGUGGCUAGCUUAGCUUGCUAGCCACCUGGGUGAGCUGUAGCUCCCUGCAGCAGGCCUUGGUGCACUGAUGGAGACCAUGGGACUGUGCAACCCCUGGUUCUGUGGCCGUAGUCUUUGGACCAGACUGCAGGAGGGACUAUGGGGUUUUGUAUCUGCGGACAUUUUAAAAAUAAUCCCAAAACGUGCAUUAUCACUGGCUCACUGGUGUUUUAAAAAGCACCUUUCAACUGACUUACAGUUACAGUGAGAAAAUAGACAGCAUGCCUGCUGCUUAUUAUAUGCUCGUCUUUAUGACAACGGCUACACGGAUCUUAUUGCAGCUACACCGGGAUUAGAACCCCCGACCUUGCGUGUCCCAGUCAUUUACCUUAACAACUACGCUACAGGCCGCCCUGUGACUAUGUGAAAUCUAUGAUAAACCCAUCACAUGCCAGUGCUGAUGUACAUGAGGCUUGUUUCUACUGGGACUGGAGAGGAACAGGGGAUGGUGGGGGAGUGCAGGAUUUGUUGUAUACAAAAUAAAACAAACUUAAAAAAUGAAAGAAGAUGUCUUUAUUCUGUCGAGACCAAAGUCCACUUCACUGGCCAGCAGAAAAUGCCAUUUUAUACUGCUGCUACACCCAAUAUCAUACCUUUGUCUCAGUGACUCGUGUGGUAUUAGUGAAUGGUCUUCACACAAGCGUCCGUGAUGUGUAAUGCCUGAUUUCCUCCAUGAGUUGAAUGUUAGAGGUUUAUUUUUAAUUUGAAAGACAGCAUUAUGCCAUAUUGGUGUGAAUUUAUUUGGGAUUAGCCGAUGACCUCUGAUUUGGUUGAGUUUUCACGAAGCUGUCAGAGUCACGGCUAUUAAAGGUUUCAUUUUUUAAUUGUGUUUUCUAAUUGGCUUUGAGAGAAAUGGGAGAUCUAGUAGUGAUAGAUUGUUGGCAUUCAUAUUGUUCAAUGUCCAGCCAUGGGUGUUGUUUUUGUUGGUCUCCCUGUAUCCAAUUAUUAAUGUGUUGAAGAUGGGUGGUCAGAUGACAGACUUUUGGGCUGAUAACCCUACAUGGUCUUUGGGUUUCUGUCGUGUGGAUAGUUUACUAUAACUAUAGCAUUCAACAUACAAUAAAAAAUGCUGAAGUAGCAGGAAAUAUCAGGGAUAUGUAAAAGUAUUAAAUUAUUAAUAUCUGGCAUUAUCACUCAGGGCUGGUCAGCUUGCUGGCUUCCUCUGGUAUUGUGGCAAAAUGUGGCUGUAAAGUAAUUUAACCCAGGAGCAUGCACCAUUAACCCCCACUAUCUCCGCACCCAUACGGGCAGGAGCCUGUGGGGGAAGACUCAGGCCUCCAGCCGUAAAACUUGUUACGACGGGGCAACAUCCUUUAUGGCACGGGAAGGUUUCAGAGGGCACGGCCUGUUGGGCCCAUUAUUCCCUUCGAACCCCCCUUUAUUGCUCUCUCCCUCUUUGCUCAGUCACUAAAUGAUGUGUACAGCACUGGAUGUUUCAUGACAAAGUCAGUUUAGAUAAUAUUCAUGUUUGGUAUUAUUCUGAUUGUUUCAGUGCGACUGGUGCAAUGGUUUUAUUUCUGCAACAGCAAACCCUGGACAUCAUAACCAACCAGGAGCCAGAGAAAAACUGUGUGGAGCUCUGCCCCAGUGAAAGCCAUGUGCCUCAACCCCCUGCGCUUCCUGGGGAGGCGUGGCUCCAAAUUACAGAUGGGUGACCCAUUUUUAGGGUUAACAUCAAAGGCCAGAUUUCAGUAAUUUCUACGUACAGGGUGUCUGUAGCCAGACUCCCGUAUGUAGCUUUUAUUACCAGGUAUGACUUUUAAGACUCCUUAAUUUGGUUUCUGUUGUAAUGUUUUUUGAUUUGGAACUUGUAUGUAAUUACGUGUACGUAACCUGCCUGAUAAAAUAAAUUGUUAAAACUU